Messenger RNA from Solanum stenotomum, 1299 nucleotides. RefSeq names its product arginase 1, mitochondrial. The transcript is spliced from 7 exons. The record is from RefSeq and is a predicted model, not a curated record. Lineage: Eukaryota; Viridiplantae; Streptophyta; Magnoliopsida; Solanales; Solanaceae. Gene Ontology annotation, molecular function: metal ion binding; agmatinase activity. Bases 137 to 1153 code for a protein of 338 amino acids.
UCCAUUCUCUGCUAAAAACGACUGCAUGUCUUCUCUUCUUUACCUCUAUUCAACUCUUUCUUAAACUCUGCGAUUGCCUUCUUUUUUGCUCUCAUCACUCUUUCUUGCAGUUGUAGGAUAAUCAGAAUAAACAAAUAUGAAGAGUGCUGGAAGAAUGGGAAUCCAUUAUAUGCAGAAAUUGCACGCGUCAAAUGUUCCAAAAGAAUUGGUGGAAAAAGGACAGAAUCGUGUUAUAGAGGCAUCUCUUACACUUAUUCGUGAAAGAGCAAAACUUAAGGGAGAGCUUGUCCGUGCUCUUGGAGGUGCUGUAGCCUCAACGUCUCUUCUUGGAGUUCCUCUGGGACAUAACUCUUCAUUUCUCCAGGGGCCAGCAUUUGCUCCUCCUCGUAUACGAGAGGCUAUGUGGUGUGGCAGUACAAACUCUACAACUGAGGAAGGAAAAGAAUUAGAUGAUCCACGCAUCUUAACUGAUGUUGGUGAUGUGCCUGUUCAAGAGUUACGAGAUUCAGGCGUAGAUGAUGAUAGGUUGAUGAGUAUCAUAAGUGAAUCUGUCAAGCUAGUUAUGGACGAGAAUCCAUUGCGCCCCUUGGUGUUAGGGGGCGAUCACUCUAUAUCGUAUCCUGUUGUAAGAGCUGUGUCUGAAAAGCUUGGAGGACCUAUUGAUAUCCUUCACCUUGAUGCUCAUCCUGACAUUUAUCAUGCCUUUGAAGGAAACAAAUACUCACAUGCGUCAAGCUUUGCACGAAUAAUGGAGGGUGGUUAUGCUCGACGGCUUUUGCAAGUGGGAAUCAGAUCAAUUAAUAAAGAAGGCCGAGAACAAGGAAAAAGGUUCGGUGUGGAGCAAUAUGAAAUGCGAACAUAUUCCCAAGACCGAGAAUUUUUGGAGAAUCUGAAACUUGGCGAAGGUGUGAAGGGCGUGUAUAUCUCAGUGGAUGUUGACUGUAUGGAUCCAGCAUUUGCUCCUGGAGUAUCUCAUAUAGAACCAGGAGGUCUCUCUUUCCGUGAUGUUCUAAACAUACUGCAUAACCUUCAAGCUGAUGUUGUUGGUGCUGAUGUCGUUGAGUUCAACCCACAGCGUGAUACUGUUGAUGGCAUGACUGCAAUGGUUGCUGCAAAGCUGGUAAGAGAACUUACUGCCAAGAUAUCCAAGUGACCUGCAGUAAUUCUAAAUUAAUGAAGGAAGUACCAUGCAUCCUAUAGAGACCACUAGAUUUGUACUCAUCUUUACUGGGGAAGUUUAACAGAGAAUAAGCACCAAAGGAAGUGUUUAUUCACCUUAUUGUAACUCUAAAACUAAAA